Molecule: messenger RNA, 1842 nt
Organism: Saprolegnia diclina VS20
Lineage: Eukaryota; Oomycota; Saprolegniomycetes; Saprolegniales; Saprolegniaceae
Exons: 4
Coding region: 31-1788 (585 amino acids)
Biological process (GO): mRNA splicing, via spliceosome
Cellular component (GO): U2-type spliceosomal complex; RES complex
Molecular function (GO): RNA binding
Source: RefSeq, a predicted model, not a curated record
CGGCACAGUCCCAGGUUGCAGAGCGGUGGCAUGGCGUCCAAGAUGGAGGCGCUCCAGCGCUACAUGGCAGGUGGGGCCAAGGAAGAGAAGAAGAAGAAGCGCAAGGCCAAGAGCUCGCAUGUGGGCAUGCGCGUGAUCGAUGACGACGACGACUGGCGCGAGCUUGCACCCAAGGGCAAGAAGACCGACUUGUGGCAGAACGAGACUGGCGAUGUGGAUGAAGACUUACCGAUGGUCGUCGAAACGGACUACGACCCCGAGAAUCAGCCCGUCGUCGCCAACGCCGAGGAGUUUUUCGAGCGCGAGCGGGCCGACGAGCUCGAGCAGCAGUGGCAAGAAGACGAAGCCAACGCCCGUCGCGCCAAGGCAGCAGAACCUGAUGCGUCGCCUCCGCGCAAGUCCCGGCGAUCCGACACGCCACCACGACGGGCAGUUGACGAUGCCUCGCCGCCUCGUCGGGCGACUUCUGGGGACGCGUCCCCGCCUCGGCGACGAGCUCGUGACACUGACAGUGACGCCUCGCCCCCGCGUCGCUCCCGCAAAGAUCAAAGCGAAGAUGCAUCACCACCCCGGCGCCGUCCCGCGGACCGCGGCGAUGCCUCGCCCCCGCGUCGGUCCCGAUUCAGCCAAGUUGCCUCGCCACGACCUCGUCAGGAUGCGUCACCUCCGCGCCGGCAACGCGAAGACGCCUCGCCACCCCGUCGCACCCGACCCGCAUCUUCGUUGCCGCGUGACGCUUCACCGCCUCGAGUCUCCAAGCGCGAGAGUGCGCCGUCGUCGCCGCCACCGCGAGAUGCCUCGCCUCCGCGCCGCCGUUCGGAUCGUCGUCGACGAGAUGAGUCCCCUUCACCUCAACGCCGGCGGUCGAGAAGCAAGCGCCGGUCCCGGUCCGCGUCGCCUCGUCGCCGACGAAGCCGUGAGCGGUCGCCGCGCCGUGAUCGCCGCAGCAAAGAACGAUCGUCCUCUCCUCGUCGCCACCGCCGUGACAGCCCGUCGCCACGCCGCGACCGCCGGCGUCGAUCUCGCAGCCCUCGCCGAUCCCGCAGCCCCCGCCGGUCACCAAGCGCUCACCAAUCCCGCGCACGGUCGCCCCCACCAGCGGCGUCGCGGGCCGAGACCAACGAAGCUGCGGACGACGCCCCGACACCACCUCAGCGGUCGUCACCUGUGAAAGCGCCGGGCGGCGGCGUCUUUACGGGCAAAGAGUUCCGUCAAGAGAGCGAGCGGGCGCGCAAGCAGCAAGGCGCGCUCUUCGAGGACGAAGCGCUGAUGGGCAAGCAAGCCGAGACGGUCUACCGUGACAAGCGCGGGCGCAAGCUGGAUAUGCUCAUGGAGAUGGAGCGGCAACGCGAGAUCCACGAGGGCAAGCGCAAGCGUGAGGCGCUCGAAGAAUACGAGUGGGGCACAGGCAAGGUUCGGAAGGAAGAGCUCAAGAACCAGCGCGAACAGCUCGAAGAGAUCAAGGCCAAGCCUUUUGCGCGCUACAAGGACGAUGGCGAGCUCGAUGCGGCGCUCAAGCACCGCCCACGUAACUUUGAUCCGAUGGAGUCGUCGCUCUUCAAGGACGACGCCAAGGAGCUUUUGGAGAAGACGUCGAAAAAGUCCAAGAAGAGCAAACCGCGCUACUCGGGCCCGUCGGCGCCACCGAACCGCUUCAACAUCCCGCCGGGCUACCGCUGGGACGGCGUCGUGCGCGGCAACAACUGGGAAGAGAAGGUGCUCCUGCGCCAGAACAAGAGCCAAGCCGACAAGGCCGACGCGUACCAGAACGCGACCGCCGACAUGUAGUUGCAAAGUAUCAACUUGACUUUCUAUAUAUGCUUGCGCUCGUUUUGCUGCAAA